Molecule: messenger RNA, 1261 nt
Organism: Ctenocephalides felis (cat flea)
Lineage: Eukaryota; Metazoa; Arthropoda; Insecta; Siphonaptera; Pulicidae
Product: zinc finger protein 277-like
Exons: 1
Coding region: 23-1261 (412 amino acids)
Source: RefSeq, a predicted model, not a curated record
AGCAGGUUCAAUUGUUUUAAACAUGAAUACAAAUGAACUUUCGGAUAUAGAAUCAACCAAACCAUUUGGACCUUUAAAUAUAUCAGAAUAUUUAAAGUCAAUCACACUAGACAAUGAUGACAAAUGCUCAUGCAUCUUAUGUGAUAUGAUAUUUACCCUUCCCUUGGAGCAAACUGCUAUGUUAACUCAUUUCUAUGUUAGUCAUCGUCUAGUUAUUUCUGAUGUACACUUGAUACCUGAUUUAAAAGCAUAUAUUGAAUUUUGGAGGAAGGAAUUUAAAGGUUAUGAACUGUCUGAAUAUUGCACAACCAUGCUUCUGGACCAAAAACCAGACGGCUCUUAUUCAAAGAAUGAGAAAUAUUAUCUCUUAAGCGAAGUUCUUCCCAAAGAUUAUGAAUUAAGAGUCAAACUACAAAAAAUAAAGUACCAGGAAGUACUAGAUUUAUAUCAAAUGGAGCGAACAGCUUUAGAUUUCAGUAAAGAAUGCCUUUUUUGCAGAGAAGUUAUUACUGGCACUCGAAUAUCAUUUAUAAUGCAUCUAUUUGAUAAGCAUAAUUUAUUUCUGGGAAAAUAUAGCAAUUUAGUUUACAUAGAAGAUAUGAUUAAUUUAUUGCAAAAGAAAAUAGAACAAUUUAUUUGUAUAUACUGUGAUAAAGUUUUCAAAGAUCGUGUUACUUUAAAAGAACACAUGAGAAAAAAAUUUCAUAAACAAGUCAAUCCAAAAAAUAAAGAAUAUGAUAAGUUUUAUCUAGUUAAUUAUAAUUAUUUCCAAAAGCAGAAGGAUUCUAAAAGUGAACCAAAGGAAGUUCCAAAUGAUGAUAAUGUAGACAAAUCAGACACUGAACAAAUUGAUAGCGAUCCUGAAUGGUGUGAUUGGGACGGGUCUUUGCCAAAUAUUUUAUGUUUAUUUUGCAAAUUUACUUCACCGGAUUUUUGCAAAUUAUCUGAACAUAUGAUUGAAACCCAUAAUUUUCAUUUUGAGAAUGUGGUUUCUGAACUAGAUUUUUAUAAAAAAGUAAAAGUUGUUAAUUAUAUAAGAAGAAAGAUAUACUCCAAUGAAUGUAUUUUAUGUGAGAAGAAAUGCGAAGAUGAAGGACAAUUACAAAACCAUAUUAUUCAAGAAAAUCACAUUGGAAUUCCAGAUAAAAAACUCUGGGAUCAACCUGAAUAUUUUUUUCCAACAUUUGAUGAUGAUAACUUCUUGUGUUAUUUAGAUGAUAUUAAUGAUGAUACGGAAGAAAAAUCUGUUAAAGAGAAUUAA